AUGGACGAAUUGUGUAAGGGAAUGUCACAAACAGGAAGCUCAAUUAUUGCAACUGACAAAACUCAAGAAAAUAAUGGUUCUAUGGUGUAUGUCAACGAUCCAUGUCUGGAGUGCGAACGCGUACGUGCUGCGUGCGAACGUCUCGGUUCCGUUGUAGCCGUUAGCGUUGGACAAGGACUUCCUACACUGACGUCGCCGGCCUAUUUUAUCACUUCACCGUUUGAGGGCGACUUAUUCGAUGCAGCGCACAAAGCUAAAUAUAGGGAUGACACUUCUUGCGAACUAAAUAGGCAUCUCCUGGAGGCGUACCCACCAAUAGAAGGCAUCUCACUUAUACAUAGAGAAGAGGGUACCACCACCAUAAAAGCCGGCGACGCAUUUGCAAACCUUCUGGUGUAA
Messenger RNA from Pieris macdunnoughi, 399 nucleotides. NCBI's taxonomy places the organism in Eukaryota, Metazoa, Arthropoda, Insecta, Lepidoptera, Pieridae. The record is from the annotation of a GenBank genome assembly.